AUGGCAAAUAUUGAGAAAGAAAAGAAUAAAUUAAUAAAUUUGGAAAAAAAUAAUGAAGAAGAAAUAAAUAUGCUAUGUAUGGAAAAUGUAAAAGGGAAAAAAGAGAGUAAUAUAAUAAAAAGAUAUUCAAAAUAUAAUUUAUUAGACGAAUUAAAUAUAAAAAAAAAAACAUCUUUUAAGAAAAGACAAACUUGGGAUAGCUUAUCAAAUAUAUCAAAAUAUUCAUCAAAUUGUAAUAAUAAUAUUGAAAAAAAAAAUAUAUUAAUUAGCUUGGGUAAUAAUGAUUUUGGGCAAUUGGGAUCUGAAAAAAAUAAAAAAGUUGGGUUUAUCGAUAUUUUUUCUAUUCCUAUAAAUAAAAAAAAAUCAAGAAAUCCUCAAAACAAUAAAAAAGAAGAAAAAUGUAAAAAAAUAUAUAAAAAAUUUAAUAAUAUAUUAAACGAAAUAAAAAAGAGAAACAUAAAUUCUAUGCAAGCAUGUGAUAUGAAUAAGUCUAUUUGUUGUGAUAAUUUUCCCAAACAAAUGUUAACACGACAUUCUAGCCAUUUAUCAUUUUUCACAUUAAAAAAAAAAAAAAUUGAAGAAAAAAAUUAUGAAAAGCAUCAAUUUGAUAAUGAACUAUAUAGGAAUAUAUUUACACGAUUUAAAGAUGGUGAUGUAGAAAAUGAGGUGGGUUAUAACAAAAAAAUAAGUGAUCGUUGUGUCAAGAAAAAUAAGAAGCGAAGUAAUAGUGUUUCAAUUUAUAGAAAUGAAAAAGACAAAAAUGAAAACGAUAAAAAUGAAGGCGAUAAAAAUGGAAUCGAUAAAAAUGAGUUUUUUUUAUAUGAUAGUAAAAUAAAUUACAAAAAAAAAAAGUUAACUGAAUAUGAUGACUUUUUGUUGGUAAAUGAAAAUGUGGGAAGGAAAAAAGAAAAAGAAUAUUUUGAUCCAAAAGAAAUACGAUGUGGAAAAUUUCACUCAGGAAUAAUAAGUAAGCAAGGAUUUGUAUGUUUAUGGGGAUUAAAUAAUUAUGGACAAUUAGGAAUUAACCCUAAAAAAUCUGUUUAUACACAAUAUAAACAAAUAGGAGAAAAAAAUAAAAUGAGAAAUAAUUGGAAUAAAUAUAAGCUUGUUAAAGAUGAUAAGAAGAAUAAAUUAGGUAAAAAUAAAAGUAUUUUUUCUGUAUUUGAUAAAAAAAAAAAAUAUACUUUAUGGCCAUAUAUAUAUAAAUUAAUGCCAUUGAAAUAUUUUAGAUAUAAACAUAAAGUAAAAAACAUAAGUUUAGGUUCAUACCAUACAAUGAUUUUAACUUAUGGUGGAUAUGUUUUCACAUUUGGUUGCAAUAAAAAAGGACAAUUAGGAUUGACAAAUCGUUAUGAUAAAAAAAUAAAAUAUACAAGUAAACCAUUUAUGAUUCCUUUAGAUGAUAAGCAUUUUAAACUAAACAAAAAUAAUAAAUAUAAAAAUUAUCAACUUAGUACUUCAAGAAAAGAUAAUAUAAAGAAUGUGUGUAAAAAAAGUGAUAGAUUUUUUUUUAGUGAUAAUUAUAAAUAUCCAAAUAUUUCCCAUCCUAUAAUUUAUAUAGAAUGUGGAGCAUACACUAGUUCAAUAAUUGAUGGAAAUAAAAAUUUGUGGAUGUGGGGAUGGAAUAAAUAUGGACAAAUAGAUUGUUCAUAUAUAAAUGAAAAGAUGAAAAAAAAAAAAAAAGUGAAUGAAAAUGAACAGUUAUAUAGAAGCAAUAGCAAUAAAUAUGUAAACAUUCCACGAAACAUAAAAAUAAAAAAUAAAAAUAUAAUUCAAAUAAGUUUAGGGAAAUAUCAUAGUUUAUGUUUGACAGAGGAAAGAUCAGUUUAUGUAUGGGGGUACUUAUUAAACAAGAAUAAAAAAAAGACAGAGAAAAAAACAAAUGUAAAAAAAAACGGGUUAGCAAAAGGAAUGAAAAUAAAAAUAUGUUUUUUUGAAAAAAAAAAUUAUCAAUAUUAUUAUAAAGAUUUUAUAAAAAUAACAAAAAUAAAAUGUUUGAGCAAUUUAUAUAUAUCUAAUAUUGUAUCUUCAAGUACCCAUAUAGUUUUUGUUGCCCCAAUAAAUUUUUUAAACAUAAAUGGAUUGAAUAAUAAUUUCUUAUAUACAAAUAAAAAUGCUGGUGAUAAAUACCGACGUAAUAUUCUUUUGAAAAAUAUGAGGGAAAAUUCUAAAAAAAAUAUUUUGAAAUAUUUUUCAAAUUAUGUUUUAACUCGAGGAGGUGAUAAUAUUUAUUAUGUUAAAUAUACUGAUUUAUAUUAUUUGAUAAAUAUAAAUGAAAAUAUAUUGUCUAAAAAAAAUUAUGGAAACAUAUAUUAUAUAAAUAACAAAUUUCAUUUAAGCACCCCAGCUGAUAUUUCACAAGGAUAUUAUACAAAUAAAAUAAAUUAUAAUAAUAUUAACAUGUUUAAAAAUUGUGAAUUAUUUAAAGAAAUAAAAUUAAAUAAAAGAAAAUUUGAUAUUGAACAGACUGAUAAAGAAAACAAAAACUUUAAAGUAGAUACUUAUGACUAUCAUAUAAAUAAGACAAAUAUAUUUUUUGAAAAAAUAAUGAAACCUUUAUAUAUAUAUAAUGAAAAUAAUUUAGGAGAAAUAAAUAAUAUACAAAUAUUUCGUGUUGGGGUUGGAAAAAAUUUCUGUAUAUUUUUAACAUCAUCACCAAUUAGCAAAAUGUUAAAAGAUAAGAAGCUUGAUAACAGUAUUAGAAAUAGUGGAUAUAUAGAAUGGGAAAAUAGUGCAUCUACAUUUGAUAUUUUUCGAAAUAAUGGUUCUGAAAAUAAUUUAUAUUGUAUUGGAAAUUCAGAAUAUGGACAAAUAAUAUUACCUAGUCAUUGCAAACAAAGUAAUGUGCCUGUACAUGUUCAUAAAAAUAAGUUGAUAGACAAAAUAAUAUUAAAAAAUAAUAACAAAAAAUAUCAUAAUUUUUUUAAGAUAAAAAGUAAAAGAAAAAAUAGAGAAUAUAAUAUUUAUGAAAGUAGAAGUAUGAAUAGUUGGGUGAAUGAUAAUGAUCAAAGUUAUAAAAAUCAAUCACAUAAUUUAUUAAAAAUGAAUAUAUCAUAUUUAGAUCGAGAUUUUUCGAUAAAUGAUAAAUCAAUUAGUUCUCAAAUUAGUAAAAAUAAAUUUAUUUUAUUUUCUAAUUAUUCAAAUACACAAUACACCGAACAAAACAAUGUUCAUAAUUAUUGUUUGGAAAAUAAUUUAUUUAAAGAUGAAUUUGAAAAUAACGAAACAUAUAAAAAGUGGAAAAGUAAGGAUAUAACAAUUGAAGAAAUGGAAGUAAAUGAGAGAUUAAAUGAGUUAAACCGAAUGGGAAGGAUAAGAAAAAUACAAAGAAAUGAUUGCUUAUUUAAUUUAAGAAAAGAAACAUGUCAAAAUUAUGACUUAGAAAAUGUGAUAAAAUUGAAAAAUAAUUAUAUGGAGAAUAAUAACCUUAAUUUAACUCAAAUAAAAAAUAGAAAUUAUGUAAAUAAAUCAUUUUCUGUAUUUGAAAAUGUAUUGGACUAUAAAUAUUGUUUAAAAUGGAAAAAUCAUUAUGAAGGUUUUCGAAUAUAUAGAUCUGUUUCAGAAAAUUAUGAUAAUAAUAUAAAUAAAAGAAAAAAUAUGUGUAAAAAAAUAAAUGAAAUAUAUGAUCAAAAUAAUUCAGACAGUAGCAUGGGCUUGAUAUUAAAAGAUAUGUAUAACAAUAAUCCAAAUGGUAUAUCAAAUAAAAGUAUAAAUUUUGAUUUUAGUGAAGAAUUGAAUAAAACUAAAGAAAGUCAUCACGGGUGUAUAUUUAAUAAAUUAGGAUCUUUUUAUAAUAAGUUAUAUGAAGAAAAUGAUAUAAAUGAAAAAAAUGGGAAAAGAAGUGAAAUAUUUUUUUUAAAACCUGAAUAUUAUAAUGAUAUACAAAAAGAUAGUGAAUCAAAGAGUGACGAAAAUGAUCAUUCAUUAUCUAUUUAUAUAAGUGAUGAAAAAGGCGAUUCAAUAAAAAAUAAACGAAAAUUAUCUUUGAGAAAUAAAAAAGAAAAUGUUCGAAAUUUAAUAUUAAAAUAUAUUGAUAAUAUAAAUGAUGAUAUUUUAAAAAAAAAAAAUUGUUAUGAUAAAUUAAAUAAUAAUAAAAAUAUAAAAAGACAUUUUAAAAUUUUUAAAAAAAGAAAUUCAUGUUUAUGGAAUUAUUUUAGAUAUCAUAAAAAAAAAAAUAAUAACAAUAAAUAUAAUUCAGAUCAUAUUGUAAACAUUAACUUAUUAGAUGUUGCAUGUGGGGAUUACCAUUCACUUAUUUUGGUAGAAAUUGAUAUAUUAUCAUAA
Molecule: messenger RNA, 4284 nt
Organism: Plasmodium berghei ANKA
Lineage: Eukaryota; Apicomplexa; Aconoidasida; Haemosporida; Plasmodiidae
Product: regulator of chromosome condensation, putative
Exons: 1
Coding region: 1-4284 (1427 amino acids)
Source: RefSeq, a predicted model, not a curated record